CGAUAAAUCGAUUAGUCGACUUUUAGAGCUCGCACACACACACAUUUCACCUAUGGAAAAAUCAUCCUAGUGAACCCGAGUUUCUAUUGUGCAAAAAAAAAAAGAAUUAAGAAUUAGUUUUCCUUUACAAAUAUAAAUCUUACAAGAAGUACAUAAAAAGUACUUAAGCACAUAUAGAAUAUAUUUAUUUUGCCCACAAAAAAAAGAGCACAACACAAAGAAAAAGAAAGCGAAAAGAAACAAAUAUGCAGGCUAUCAAGUGCGUUGUGGUUGGGGACGGAGCGGUAGGUAAGACAUGUCUACUCAUCAGCUACACAACGAAUGCAUUUCCCGGAGAAUACAUACCAACCGUAUUCGAUAAUUAUUCGGCCAAUGUUAUGGUGGAUGCCAAACCCAUUAAUUUAGGUCUUUGGGAUACAGCUGGCCAAGAGGAUUAUGAUCGUCUGCGUCCCUUGUCGUAUCCCCAAACAGAUGUAUUUCUAAUUUGCUUUUCUCUGGUUAAUCCAGCCUCAUUCGAGAACGUCCGUGCAAAAUGGUAUCCAGAAGUACGCCAUCACUGCCCAAAUACCCCUAUAAUAUUAGUGGGUACCAAACUGGAUUUGCGAGAUGACAAGAACACCAUUGAAAAAUUACGUGACAAGAAAUUGACACCCAUUACCUAUCCACAGGGACUGGCAAUGGCCAAAGAAAUAGGAGCCGUAAAGUAUUUGGAAUGUUCGGCCUUAACACAAAAAGGACUGAAGACCGUCUUUGAUGAAGCCAUACGUUCAGUAUUGUGUCCCGUCUUGCAGCCCAAGUCAAAACGUAAAUGUACGUUGCUAUAAUUUCAUCAUAAACCUGGGAAAUCUGGAAAAUCUUAAGCACACAGAAGAAUAACUAUUAAAAAAAACUAAAUGGAAGCGUUCUCAAAACAUGAAACACAAAAAAAAACCAGCCAAUUCAAUAAAUAUUUGUUGUAUACUGUAGCCAUAGUUAAAAUAUUCUUACAUGUAACGAACGAACGAUACAGAAUAAUUAUGGUCUUCCAGACCUUUGAUUAAUAA
Molecule: messenger RNA, 1043 nt
Organism: Stomoxys calcitrans (stable fly)
Lineage: Eukaryota; Metazoa; Arthropoda; Insecta; Diptera; Muscidae
Gene: Rac1
Product: ras-related protein Rac1
Exons: 1
Coding region: 246-824 (192 amino acids)
Biological process (GO): regulation of actin cytoskeleton organization; motor neuron axon guidance; small GTPase-mediated signal transduction
Cellular component (GO): cell cortex; plasma membrane; cytoplasmic vesicle
Molecular function (GO): GTPase activity; protein kinase binding; GTP binding
Source: RefSeq, a predicted model, not a curated record